Messenger RNA from Aegilops tauschii subsp. strangulata, 1458 nucleotides. RefSeq lists its product as uncharacterized. Gene Ontology annotation, biological process: DNA integration. Gene Ontology annotation, molecular function: nucleic acid binding. The record is from RefSeq and is a predicted model, not a curated record. Lineage: Eukaryota; Viridiplantae; Streptophyta; Magnoliopsida; Poales; Poaceae.
AUGAAGAAGACGUCGGCGUUCGAGUGGAACCACCAGGCGGGCGAGGCCUUCCACGACCUCAAGCACGUACUAUCCACCGCACCCGUCCUGGCCGUGUCGGCUAUGAAGGAGCCACUGUUGCUCUAUAUCGCGGUGACUUCCCACGUGGUCAACAUGGUGCUGGCGGUCGAGUGCCCAGAGGAGGGCAAGGCUCAGCCGGUCCAGCGCCCAGUGUACUACCUGAGCGAGGUGCUCUCCCUCUCUAAGCAGAACUACCGCCAAUACCAGAAGAUGUGCUACGACGUGUACCUAGCUGCCAAGAAGCUGAAGCACUAUUUCCAGGAGCAUACCAUCACUGUGGCCUUCAGGGAAUGGGAAGCCAGAGAUGCCAACAUGGCCACCUAUCGUUUCCUGGUCCAGCAACUGUUCAAUGACUUCGACGGCUGCUCCAUCCCGGGGCCUACUGACCCCGGCCCAGCCUCGGGGCCUGCUGGCUCCAUUUCGGGGGCUGCCGUCCCUGUCCCGUCCUCGGGGGCUGCCGGCUCCAUCCCGGUGGCUGCCGUCCCUGGCUCGGCCAACGCUGGCCUGGGGGAUGCCGAGCCGGCUCUGGCCGAAGUUGCCGUCCUCACAAUAGUAACGGCGCCGUCAUGGGCUCAACCCAUCCUCGCUUUUCUCGAGAGCAGCAAGCCCCCGGUCGACGAAGUCGAAACCCGGCAAGUGCAGCGUUGGGCCUUAGCCUACACCAUCAUCAACAACGAGCUCAUCAACCGCAGUGCGAUCGGCGUGUUCCAGCGCUGUGUCGAGCCGGACAAGGGGCACGAGAUCCUCCUCGACAUCCACCAGGGAGAGUGUGGGCACCAUGCGGCCUCGAGAGCCUUGGUGGCCAAAGCAUUCCGCUACGACUUCUACUGGCCCACAGCCCUGGAAGACACCGAGCGGCUGGUCCUCAAGUUCGAGGGUUGCCAACGGUUCAGCAAGAGCGGCCACCAACCGGCUUCAGCUCUUCAGACCAUUACCAUCACGUGGCCAUUUGCCGUCUGGGGCCUCGACAUGGUGGGGCCAUUCAAAACCACGCAAGAUGGGAUGACGCACCUAUUGGUCGCCAUGGACAAGUUCACCAAGUGGAUCAAGGCGCGACCAAUCAAGAAACUCGAUGGGCCCACACCCGUUAGAUUCCUCAUGGAUAUCGCGGUUCGCUACGACGUGCCCCACAACAUCAUCACUGACAACAGCACCAACUUCGCCAAGGGCGCCCUGGCCCAGUACUGCUCCACGUCCGGCAUCCGGCUCAACCUAGCCUCGAUCGCGGACCCCCAGUCAAACGGCCAGGUGGAGCGGGCCAAUGACCUGAUUUUGGCCGGGAUCAAGCUGAUACGUCUCCAACGGGUGCAGCACCCUUCUGCUCCUUGCCCACGCCUCAGGUUGUGGCAGAGGCGUGGGCAGGGCCCAGAUGAGCUCGCGCGCCUCCCGGAGCAUUAG